AAACUUUCUUAAAAUCUGGAAUAACUUGCUCCUUUAAUCUUUCUUAAUACUUAUGUAAUUAUAUAUGUAAGAUUCGUUUGUUUAAUUCAUGUAUAUUAUAGUACACUCAAUUUACAAUUAAGUUUUUGUAUUAAUUGAUAUGAGGCAAUUUGGCGUUAAUGCUCCCUCUUUCAAGUUUUCACCAUUACCGUUUCAUUGCCUGAAUAUACAAAUGAACAGUAAGCCAAUACCGAGUGCCAACCAAAAAGUUACCGUGUUUUUCAAUGAAAGGGCUUUCGUCUGCGACAUGACUGAACUCCAGGCUAGAGCCAUACUACUAUUUGCAAAUAAAAAGGUGGAAGAAGGAAGAGAUGGAGAAGGGUUGGAAUUGGCACUAUCAUCAGUGUGCUUGCAAUCUCAGAUAUGUGGUUCUCAAGGUCUUUCCAUGAAGAGAUCUCUUCAGAGAUUCCUCCAAAAGAGAAAGCAAAGGAGUCAAGCCUCCUCUCCAUACAUAUAAUUACAAUUUAUAUUAUAAUAAUCAAAAUUUAUAUUAUAAUAAUCAAGCAAAUUCUUUUAUCAUAUGAAAGUGAAAAAUGAAGCUAUUUUUUAAGCGCA
Messenger RNA from Cannabis sativa, 594 nucleotides. RefSeq names its product protein TIFY 5A-like. The record is from RefSeq and is a predicted model, not a curated record. The coding region runs from base 140 to 496 and encodes 118 amino acids. Lineage: Eukaryota; Viridiplantae; Streptophyta; Magnoliopsida; Rosales; Cannabaceae. Gene Ontology annotation, biological process: regulation of defense response; response to wounding; regulation of jasmonic acid mediated signaling pathway. Gene Ontology annotation, cellular component: nucleus. The transcript has 3 exons.